CUUUCUUUGUAGUUUUCUUGGUAUCACUUUGCCAAUUUACAGUGAGCAGAGUUGGGGGCGGGGAGAGAGAGAGAGAGAGAGAGAGAGAGGGGUAAAGAGAGGGAGAGAGAGUUAGAUAGAGCUCAAACACAAGAUGUUCGAUGGAGUGCCGGACCAGUUUCACCAGUUCCUAGCCUCCUCGAGAGCUUCAUCACUCUCUCUCCCUCUCCCUUUCCCGCUUCAACAUGCCUCUUCACCCCCGCCGCCGCCUCUCGCUUCUUUGAAUUUCGCUGCCUUCGAUCUCUACCCUCCUCAACACCACCACCUGCAGCAGCCGCCUCCCCAAUUCCUGCAACCGCUGCACCAACCGCCUCGAGCCCAGAAGGACAUCAUUCAUGAAGAGAUAGAUGGUGAGAACAGCUUGGUCCCUGUGAAUUUGGGCAUUGAUCAGAGAGACAGAUCCAAACUAGCAGAAGCAGCCACUGUUGAUGAUGAUCGCCAGUGGACUAGUGAUGAAGUGCUUGCACUGUUUAAAAUCAGAUCUGGCAUGGAGAAUUGGUUCCCUGAAUUCAUUUGGGAACAUAUAUCCAGGAAGCUUGCAGAGCUUGGCUUCAGAAGGACUGCUGCUGAGUGCAAGGACAAAUUUGAAGAAGAAAGCAUCAGCUCAUAUACACCUGCUAGUGCUAGUUAUCCAAAGAACGACAGGUUGCUGAGUGAGCUUGAAGAGCUGUGCAAUAGUAAUCAUGGAGAUCACCAGAACAAUCCUCCAAUACUUGCAGCUGACAAGAGCACUGAUAAUAAGGUGGGAAAGCUCAGAGCUGGAGAAGAAGAAGACAAGAUGGCGGGUCAGAUGAUCCAGAACUUCGAUGGCGCCAAUUCAAGAAAUGAAUUGCGUGCGACCGUGAACGACGCAUCAGAGCAAAAUUACAAAAAGGCAGCAACAGAUGAUAAGGACCACAUCAACAGGUCAUCCUCCAAGGGCAAGAAGAGGAAAAGAUCACAGGAGGAGAGACUAGUGAAAUAUGAGCUGUUCAAGGGCUUAUGUGAGAGCGUUGUCCAGAGGUUAAUGGCUCAGCAGGAGGAGAUGCACAACAAGCUGCUUGAGGACAUGGUGAGGAGAGAGAAGGAGAUGGUGGAGAAAGAGGAAGCAUGGAAGAGGCAGGAGAUGGAGAGGAUGAACAAGGAGCUUGAUGCUAGGGUGCACGAGCAGGCCAUUGCAGGUAACAGACAGGCUACCAUCAUUGAGUUCCUCAAGAAGUUCACUUCCUUCGAUGGGGAUGAUGAUCACAGUCCGCAUUUGCUAACCAACUCUUCAAGUCCAUGCUCCUUGGCUGAGCCCAACUCCUCAAACCCUAAUGACAAUUCUAGCACUUCCCAUAUGGGCACGCACAAGCAAAGCCAUGCUGCUGAAGUUCCCACUUCGUCUUCCCUGGAAAAUCACAACCACUCCACUUGUUCUUCCUCCUUCCAAAGCACACCCACCAAACAAGACCCAAGUUCAGCUUCAGCAGCAAUGGCUCAAACUGAAUCCAGGUCCAACCCACCAACUUUGACCGCCAUGACUCCUCAAAACCCUAAUCCUCCCAACCCCCAUCAAAAGACCCAUCAUGGGUCGCAAAACUCAGCCCCAAACGCGGCCAAAGAUCCGGACCUCGGGAAGAGAUGGCCAAGAGAUGAAGUCCAAGCGCUCAUAAACCUUAGGUGCAGUCUCAAUGGUGGUACCAACAACGAAGAUCACAAAUUGGAAGGAUCAAACAACAACGGCAACAAUAGAGCUCCACUUUGGGAGAGAAUCUCACAGAAGAUGUCGGAGCUGGGCUACGAGAGGAGUGCCAAGAGGUGCAAAGAGAAGUGGGAGAACAUAAACAAGUACUUCCGAAAAACCAAAGACAACGACAAGAAGAGGUCUCUCGACUCAAGGACGUGCCCCUAUUUCCACCAACUGAGCCACCUGUACAGCCAAGGAAAACUUGCCGCCACUGCCACUGCCACUGCCACCGCCACGGUGCCGCCCGCCGACCAGCCCUUGCCGGCGACCAGCGCUCACGGCGAUUCGUCGGCUGCGCAAUUCAGUGCAGGUAGAGACAAGGACGUUGCCAAUCAGGUAGCUCCAGCUGCUAAUUUUGAGUUUUGAGUUCUAGAAAAAGAGUUUUUUUCGUUUGCAUGUUUUUGGUGUGCAAUCAUGAUGAUAAUAAUCUUAAAGUGGUAGGCUAGCUGGACCUUUUUCUUCUUGCGAAGAUUUGAGUACUAGCAGUCCCUUUUUGUUAUGUUCCUCCCUUUGUUUCUAUCAUAUAUAAAUAUAUGAUUUCUCUCGUCCGAGGACAAUGUCAGUAUAUAAAGUUGUAGCCAUGUGCACCGACAGGUUUGAAAAAUGAGAUUUUAGAUUA
Eucalyptus grandis is the source of this 2366-nucleotide messenger RNA. RefSeq names its product trihelix transcription factor GTL2. The coding region runs from base 134 to 2113 and encodes 659 amino acids. The transcript is spliced from 2 exons. NCBI's taxonomy places the organism in Eukaryota, Viridiplantae, Streptophyta, Magnoliopsida, Myrtales, Myrtaceae. The record is from RefSeq and is a predicted model, not a curated record.